Messenger RNA from Truncatella angustata, 759 nucleotides. Its product is annotated as SGNH hydrolase-type esterase domain-containing protein. The transcript is spliced from 3 exons. The record is from RefSeq and is a predicted model, not a curated record. The coding region runs from base 1 to 759 and encodes 252 amino acids. Lineage: Eukaryota; Fungi; Ascomycota; Sordariomycetes; Amphisphaeriales; Sporocadaceae. Gene Ontology annotation, molecular function: phosphatidylcholine lysophospholipase A1 activity.
AUGGGCUCAGGAAAGACCCCACUCCGGAUCCUCUGUCUAGGCGACUCCCUAACGAGUGGAUAUCCACCAUCGCAUCCCUAUGGGGGCAAGUUGGAGGUAUGUCUCGAAGCAGCAUUUCCAUCGCAUCAACUCCACGUCGAGGUUGACGGGGUACCGGGUGAUUUGGUGGUGAAAGGUUCGUUUAUCGAGCGCAUGCAGUCAAUGUGGAAGACACAUGGCAAGAAAGACGGUUUCGAAUGGACGGUCGUGCUCGGCGGAACGAAUGAUAUCGGUUGGGGCUAUCCGGCAGACAAGGUGUUCGAGGCACUCAAGAAAGUAUGGGAUAUACCACUUUCGAAAGGCGGCAAAGUACUAGCCUUGACUAUACCAGAGAUCAAGAUGCAGAGUGAGAAUCUCGAUCGGAGUAGGGCUGCUGUUAAUGAGGGUAUCAAGGCAUAUAAAAAACCAAACUUUUACACAUUUGACCUGUACGAGGCAGUACCAUACCGCAGCAUGUCUGAAGAGGACCGGGAGAAGUACUGGGACCCAGACGGUGUACAUUUCACAGAGGCCGGCUAUGAUCUUAUUGGCGAAAAAGUCGCCGAGGGUCUUACCAAGAUAAUCCGUCUGGAAGAGGCACAGUCGACGGAAAUUAGCUCAAUAGUCACCGAUGCAAGACAGAGGAAAUUGAUCGAGGAGAUGAUAUUUGAGGAAGAGAUGGGCAACCCAAAACUGCUGAGUCAAGGCUGGAUAGUCGUUCGGAAGAAAGACCUCGAUUGA